AUGGUAGAACCAGACAUGCAGAAGAAGGCAGGUGGCAGUGGUGGUUCUGAGUUGGAUGCCUUGAACGCCAUCAACAACAAUAAUAAACAAGGGGCUCCGAACAAUAAAAGGAAUCCGGUGAAUAAGAAGAAGGUAGGGAACAAGAUCCCAAGUGAAAAAGAUAACACGCAUAAUUAUCACGGACAAAACCGCAGGAAAAGUAACAAACAACAGAAGUUGAAGCCACCUUACAAGGAAACUACUGCUGAUAUUAACAAUCAGGAUAUUGAUUUGUCUAUUCAGGAGGAAAUUCUUGGUGGUAAUUUUAAAUUAAGAGGUAGGAAAACUCAGGUUUCAAUUAAUCAUCUGUUGAACUUCCAAUUGCCUGAAGUUGAAAGGGAAAAAAAUAGGUCAACCUCUGGUAAGAAGUUAAAUAGAAGACGCGAUGAGCACGUGCAUUUACAUGGUGACACGUUUGUUAAUGUUAAUUAUCGUCUUUUGGUGGAUGAUCGGUUUGACUAUCCACAGCAAAGCAGUGACCCCAAUAUUCCCGUCGAUCAAGAAAAGAUUCUAAGAGUUAUAGUGCCUAAGGGUCAGAAUUGUUCCAUUUGUCUUAGCGAUGAACCGGUGGCUCCCCGAAUGGUUACUUGUGGCCAUAUUUUCUGUUUGAGUUGUCUUUUGAAUUUUUUCUCUAUUGAAGAAACCAUUAAAAAUAAGGAAACUGGAUAUCUAAAGAAGAAGAAAUAUAAAGAAUGCCCACUCUGUGGAAGCAUUAUUGGCCCUAAAAGAGUCAAGCCUGUCCUGUAUGAAGACGACUUUGAUGUAGCUAGGUUAAACGAAAAACCUGAACCCGGUGCCACAGUGUACUUACAAUUGAUGUGUAAGCCACAUGGUUCUCUACUACCUCUACCAGUAACAUUAAAUUUAGAUCCACUAAAAUGCGGAAAUUUUCCUCCCGCAAGUUUAGGAUCGAUAAAGCAUUACGCCCAUAUCAUGAAAUGUGGUGUGUCGUUUUCCUUGGAUCUUUAUCAAAAGGACAUCGUGGCUAUUCAGGAGCAAUAUGAAAUUGACAAGGCCAUUUAUAAUGAUAGCGGAAAAUUUGUUAAGCGAUCUAUUGAGAAUAUUAAUGAUCAAAUUUCGACUUUACUGACAGCAACUACCAAUUUGAGCCCACUUUCUGACGAUAUCAACAGCGGUUUAGACAAUUUUCAUUUUGAUGACGACCUUUUAACUAAAUAUGAUGAUACUUCUGCUUUUUUCUUCUACCAAACCUUGGUGGCAUCGUCUACAAAGUAUUUCUUGUCUCCACUGGACGUGAAAAUCUUAUUGACUAUUUUCCAUAGUUAUUCCAAGUUUCCAGGAAGCAUUGAGGCGACGAUCGAAAAUAUACAUUAUGAUACGGUAGUAACGGAGCAAUUGAUUCGCCGCUACAAAUACAUUAGUCAUCUUCCUAUUGGCACUGAGAUUGCACUUCUAGACUUGGACUGGCGUAGGAUACCGUUCCUCCCUAAAGAUAUUUACGAACAGUUUGCACACGAGCUAAAACAACGUCGAAGAAAGUUCACAAUGAAAAAGCAAAAGGAGGAUAAAGAAAAGAAAUUAUAUGAGAAAAAGCUAGAACAAGAACAUGCUGAGUUUUACAGAAAGGAAAAUGGCAACUCUCUAAAGUUUGAAGACUCUGUGGAGAUGGCUACCCAUUAUGAAUCCAUGGUAAGUUCAUCUGUACCUCUCAACUCUUUAGGAAUUUCCGUGCUAGGGUCACCAAGGAAUACCUGCUCUAAUCCUCAAAAGAAUAAACAUUCUCAUACUGAAAGAACAAUUUGGGGCACAUCAAUUGCUGUGACAGAAGACGAAAAGGCAUCAAAGGAGAACAAAGAAUUCCAGGAUAUGCUAUUGCAACGAAUAAGGCAGGAAGAUAGCUCAGACGCUACGAAUUCAACAUGUUCUUCUCUUACAAGUAAUGGCAGGAGAGGCAAGAAGAAAAAGGGUAAAGUCAUGCUAUUCAGUAGUAACCAUCAAGCUUUGGGUUAA
This is a messenger RNA of Saccharomyces mikatae IFO 1815, 2010 nucleotides long. It is a transcript of the gene MAG2, whose product is annotated as RING-type E3 ubiquitin transferase MAG2. The record is from RefSeq and is a predicted model, not a curated record. Gene Ontology annotation, biological process: positive regulation of transcription by RNA polymerase II. The transcript has a single exon. Gene Ontology annotation, molecular function: transcription cis-regulatory region binding. Lineage: Eukaryota; Fungi; Ascomycota; Saccharomycetes; Saccharomycetales; Saccharomycetaceae. The coding region runs from base 1 to 2010 and encodes 669 amino acids.